Paracoccidioides brasiliensis Pb18 is the source of this 210-nucleotide messenger RNA. RefSeq lists its product as uncharacterized. The transcript has a single exon. The coding region runs from base 1 to 210 and encodes 69 amino acids. The record is from RefSeq and is a predicted model, not a curated record.
AUGAGACCGAUUAUAGAACGGGUAGGCCAACCUGAAAGAGAUAAGGAAAAGUAUCGUGCAUUUGUUGGAGGUUCCAUCGCCGCUCGGAUAAAGAAAAUCGUUGCGGCCAGAUUUGGCAUCUUGCAUGAUCUGGCGUGGUAUCAUCCCGCGGCCCACAAUCAACAAGAGGGGCCAGUAGAUUCGCAGAAUAACAAAGUGGAGAAUCGUUAA